Cylas formicarius (sweet potato weevil) is the source of this 769-nucleotide messenger RNA. Its product is annotated as waprin-Thr1. The transcript is spliced from 4 exons. The record is from RefSeq and is a predicted model, not a curated record. Lineage: Eukaryota; Metazoa; Arthropoda; Insecta; Coleoptera; Brentidae. The coding region runs from base 268 to 612 and encodes 114 amino acids.
UGCGGAAUACUCAUCGCGAUUUCACUUAUUAGGCAAUUUAAGAGUCCGUCUACAUGUUUAAAUGGUAAAAUUAUGCACCGGAACAGAGACACUAAACAAUUUAACUACUUUAGUUUUUCUUGCUCUUCGUAGCCGCGAGGCGAAUCCGUAAAUUGAGCUCAUUCAAACCUGUUUUGCAGAAUUUUAUUUAAGUAUAACGCGAUACUUAGUAAAAUCACGCGCUUGUUCAAUUAUCUUCAUUAAUAAUCGGAUUGCCAAAUCGCCAAGAUGGGAGAUUUAAUUCGUUUUACAUAUGCAACUAUUGCUAUCCUUGCUAUGUUACAACAUAUUGUUGCAAUUGAUUAUGGAUGCCCUCUGUCAAGCGCAAUGACAUCGUGCAGUCCCAAAUGCAAGGACGAUUCCGAAUGUUUCGGAAAAAAAUGUUGCGCAAACAUUUGCAAUACCAAAUCCUGCGUACCGGACCACUUGAAAGGCGCAAACACCAAAGACGGAUAUAAGAAUCAAAAUCAAAAAUCUGGCACCGGCAGUUACUGCGGCAACGUGAAGUGCAACUCGUUUGAGAAAUGUGAACUUGACAGAACUACGAAACGGGAGAGAUGUGUCCGAAACUAGACUACUUACGACAUUUAAACUUUAAACGCUACUCAAUACUGUUUAAAUAAUAUUCACCUAAAUAAAUUGAUACAAAUAAUCUAGGUAACUAUGCUUCUAUUGUAAACAAUGCGUUUUAAAUAAACUAUUAAAAAAUUGAUGCAGCGAAGCAAACCAU